Molecule: messenger RNA, 1692 nt
Organism: Corylus avellana
Lineage: Eukaryota; Viridiplantae; Streptophyta; Magnoliopsida; Fagales; Betulaceae
Product: sugar transporter ERD6-like 5
Biological process (GO): carbohydrate transport; transmembrane transport
Cellular component (GO): membrane
Molecular function (GO): sugar transmembrane transporter activity
Source: RefSeq, a predicted model, not a curated record
CAGCCAGACCCCAUGUAUACAAGCAUCUCUCCUCCCACUCCCCAAGGGCGCAGUCCACCGACACACAGAGUCAGAGGCAAGCAAGAAACAUGGAAGAAGGAGCACGGACAACGACAAGAACAGCACUGCUAAGUGAAUCCUCUUCAACCACAACAUUGAAUCUUGUCCUUAGCACCUUAGUCGCCACAUGUGGAUCUUAUACUUUUGGAAAUGCUGUGGGGUAUUCGUCACCAGCUGAGUCUGGAAUUGAGGAUGAUCUUGGCCUUAACACAGCGGAGUAUUCGAUUUUUGGUUCAAUAUUAACAAUUGGAGCAAUGUUAGGAGCAGUGUUUAGUGGGAAAAUUGCGGAUCUCAUUGGCAGGAGAGGUUAUUGCUUUGUAAAGCAGGCAAUGGGAGUUUCUGAAAUAGUCUGCAUCCUGGGGUGGCUUGCAAUAUUAUUUUCCAAGGAUGCUUGGUGGCUUGACAUUGGAAGAUUUUUAGUUGGAUGUGGAAUUGGGGUUCUUUCCUAUGUGGUUCCUGUUUAUAUUGCAGAAAUUACGCCCAAGAAUGUUAGAGGAACAUUUACAUCAUUUUCUCAGUUGAUGAUAGGUUUUGGCCAAGCGCUCACAUUUCUCACUGGUUCUCUUGUCAAUUGGCGCACCUUGGCUCUAAUAGGAAUUAUCCCAUGUCUAGUACAUCUGCUUGGCCUAUUUCUUGUUCCUGAGUCUCCUAGAUGGCUGGCCAAAUGUGGUCGCAUAAAAGAGUUUGAAGCUGUGCUGCAAUUCCUCAGGGGAGAAAAUGCUGAUAUUUCUCAAGAAGCAGCUGAUAUCAUAGAAUAUACAGAAAACAUUCAAUGGAUAUCUGAAGAUGGAAUUCUAUACCUAUUCCAGCGGAAAUAUGCUUAUUCAAUAUUAGUUGGAGUCGGGCUUAUGGUGUUCCAACAGCUUGGAGGACUUAAUGGGUUUACAUUUUAUACAAGUGUGAUAUUUGAGUCGGCUGGUAAGUUACGAGACUAUAGUAAUUACUCAUGCUUAAUUGAAAGAAUCAUAUCAAUUAUCAUAGAGAAAGGAAGACAUAAUAGCUGCUGUAUGACAGGUUUUUCUAGUAAGCUUGGGACUAUAGCAGCGGCAGUUGUUCAGAUUCUCAUGACAGUUUUGGGAGUACUCUUCAUAGAUAAGUGUGGAAGACGGCCACUUCUACUGAUAUCUGUGGCAGGAACAUGCUUAGGUUGUUUCCUCACUGGACUUUCAUUCUUCUUGCAGGAUCUUCAAAGUGGGAAGGAGCUCAUUCCGAUUUUGGUCCUUAUUGGUGUAUUGGUUUUCUUGGGUUCUUUUCAGCUAGGAUUGGCAGGAAUACCAUGGAUUAUUAUGUCAGAGAUAUUUCCUAUAAACAUCAUGGUUUCCGCUGGAAGCCUUGUGACUUUUGUGAGCUGGGUUGGUGCUUGGAUUAUUGCUGUCACUUUCAACUUUUCAUUUGGGUGGAGCACAGCAGGGACAUUCUUCAUAUUCGCAGGCAUAUGUGGCGUGGGAAUUUUAUUCAUAGCUAAGCUGGUGCCAGAGACCAAGGGGCGUGCACUAGAAGAAAUUCAAAUAUCAAUUACUCAUAGUCUGCAAUGAUCAUUAUAAAUGACAUCAAAUCCUUGCAUCUAAUCACUGUUUGAAUUAUUAAAACAAUUUUCAAAAUUUGUAUGUAUAUAUAUCUAGUUGAAUGUCA